AUUUAUAAGUUUAUUAUAAGUAUAUUUUAUCCAAUUACAUUUUUGAUACUUAAGUAUAUUUAAAACCAAAUACUUUUAGACUAUCGCUCUAGUAUUUUACUGGGUGACUAACUUGAGUAAAAGAAAAUAUACCUUAAUAGAAAAUGACUCAGUCAUGUAUGACAAUUGGGUACUUUUUCCACCACUGCACUGGUUCUGUGUAUAAGCCAUUUAGCAAUAACUUUUACCCAAAGCGACUUAGCUACGAUUAUGCUUGCUUCGUCCCGCAAAGUAUCGUUCCUAGAGAUACUGAAUAUGCCGCUGUUAAGUGGAAACGUUAUUUUCGUUUUGAGUUGGUUGAUCAAGGACGCAAGACAACGUACGGAAGCUUCUCCAACGAGUCGUCUGUAUAAACAAUGGUUCGAUGCGGGACGAAGCAAUGGCCAUGCAGAGUUUAAAUGAAGAUGAUCCACAUGAUCCUCAAAGUUUGGAAGGUCAAGUCCAGGAAAUGAAGAAUGAUAUCCUGGGUUUAAACUAUCCAGAAGAUAGUGAAGUGAAGGAUCCCCUGCCUCAGAUCGAGCUGAAGGCUGUGACAAGGAGAAAAGUUAAGACCAAGAGGAGGACCAGUGCCAACAGGUCCACAGUUGAACAGAGCACUGAUACUGAUGCAGCUGAGAGAGAUUUUGUUGAGAAUCAGAAUGAUGAAGAUGUGGAAGAGGUGAAGAAGGAUCCCCUGCCUCAGAUGGAGCAGGAUGCCGUAAAGAGAAAUAAAGUCAAGACCAAGAGGACCAAGAGAAACAAAGCGGAGCAGAUCACUGAUACAGAUGCAGGUCCCUCUACAUCUGUGGAAUUCUCUGGGAUGGCAGUUCAGGGGACAUCUCACCAGGGACAAUCUAAUGAAAAGAUCCUAAGUGAAUGUGUCUCCAGGGCGUGUCAGACCAGGGCUCUUGACCUCCCGCCAAUCAAUCCGGAUGCUUUCAACCCGAUUAUCAUCCGGUUUCUGGAAAAACUUACUGAGGAGCAAUGGAGGCAGUUAAGCAUUGGCAGGAUGGACCCUGUGAUGAGGGCAUUGCUUGCGGAGAUGUGCCUGGAGAUUGUGCGGUUUGUAUCUGAGGCCAUCCUGGAGGUCAUCAUCCCUGCAAUUUUCCGUUUUGUACGGAUAUACAGCCAUGUGUCUCCAGUAUCCGUCAAGUCUCCGACAGAAUCAGAGAGAUCUUCUAGCACAAACCUGAAGGUUCGCAAGAGAGGCAGCAGCAAAUCCUCAAGGUCUCGCACGGCCAAAUCAAGCUCCUCUCGUAAUGGGUCUCAGACAGUGUCGCCAAAUACUCAGGGAGAUGGUGAGUCUAUAUCAUCUGAGCCACUCAGUGACUUUUUUGGGAUCACUGAGGACAGUCUCCUCACUAGUGUCCAGGAUUCCUUCAAAGAGUCGCUGAACAAUGUCCUCUGUAUCCAAAGAGAGGGCCAGGUAGACACUCAAAGUCUAUCCCGGGUUAUUGUUGGAGAAGUGUCAAAGAAGGUCAAUUCCAUAAUCUCUGUGGCCAUCCAAACUCCCAUCUCUGGGCGAAUAUCCCCUGUCUUUUUUGCCAGUGGUGGUGUCUCCAGCACCAAGGUGGUUGAGGAGAUGGUGUCUGGCGUUUCCAACAUACUUCAGAUGUACAUUAAUGGGAAGAGUGUUGAGCAGAGUGUUGUUCUCAGAGUGGAUGGUGUUGAGGUGGAUAUGACACAUUUAACAGGACAGGUCAUGACAGCCCUCAGUGGCACUGUUUUGAACUUCAGCAAUAAGGAGGAAAAUGAUCCCAACAAGAGGGAACUGCUUUGUGUUGUUGCUGACCAUAUGAAGAUGUUUGAAUCUUGUAAAAGUUCUGAGGAGAUGCUAAAACAAGGAGAGAGCAACCUCAAUAUCAAAGGUGCCAAAUCUAGUCUUUGUCUGUCAACACAAAGUAUGGACAGACUACUCACUGAGGAGUUUCAGACCAAGGCCACUGAAUCGAUCCGGGAGAUCGUUAAAAGAUUCAGGGGUUGUACAUCAUGUUGUUCUGGCACUACAUCAUCUAGUCCAACUCCUAGGAUAGGUGAGAUUGGAGACCUUAUGAUCGACCCUGAGGCCUCUGAGUUGGUAAGUACCUUUGUUUCAGACAUGGACAAUCUUACCCAGUCUAUCAGGUCAUCCUGCUCUCCUGCACAGAGUGAGCAGAUCCUUCUUGAAAACCAUCAGAGUAAGAUCUGGUCUUACACUGUUGGUUGUUGCUACGACAUGAAAAAUACACUGAAGAGGCUUCUUACCUGUCCAGAAAAAGGGGAUCUCUCAAGUACAUUUGUGGAGAGCACGAGAGAUUCUUUCACAAUGGUUCCAACUUUUUUGCCUGGACGUCGGUCAUUUCAGUAAUGGUGAGGCUGGCACAUCGGACUCCUUUUCUUGUAAACCACUUUUAAUAACCCCCCUCAUCCAUGAAUGAACAAAAAGGACAAAGUGAGACCCCAAAACCUUUCUUGGCUCUCAAAAAGUAUUUGCAAGACCAAGUCCUCCUUGACACCACAAAAGAGAUUGCCAGCCAGGUUCUAGUCUUGUAUAAGACUGAGGUGAUGGAGAAGUUCUCAUCUUCUGUUGGAGAGUGUGAUUCUGAAGAGUCUCUGGAGGCCAAUCUAUUUGUGGAUGGCAUCAUGUCUGACUUGAAUGAUUUCACCAGUUCUUGUUCCGCCUCACCAUCUGAGUUGUUAGACAGUGAACAAUGUCUCUCCGAUGUGAAGGUCAUCGAUGGUGUUACACCAAUACAUGACGAGACUCUCAAACAGGCUCCCAGUGAAAGUUUAGAUUCUCAGGUGACUUGUAAUAGUGAUUCUCUUGAAAUCCAAGCGGACCUUCAAACCUGUACCAAUGAGGUCAUUAGUCAGAUCCUCACUGUGUAUCACUCUGA
Molecule: messenger RNA, 2894 nt
Organism: Oncorhynchus gorbuscha (pink salmon)
Lineage: Eukaryota; Metazoa; Chordata; Actinopteri; Salmoniformes; Salmonidae
Exons: 8
Coding region: 404-2365 (653 amino acids)
Source: RefSeq, a predicted model, not a curated record